This is a messenger RNA of Crotalus tigris (Tiger rattlesnake), 1407 nucleotides long. Its product is annotated as membrane-spanning 4-domains subfamily A member 15-like. NCBI's taxonomy places the organism in Eukaryota, Metazoa, Chordata, Lepidosauria, Squamata, Viperidae. Gene Ontology annotation, cellular component: membrane. The transcript is spliced from 7 exons. Bases 670 to 1353 code for a protein of 227 amino acids. The record is from RefSeq and is a predicted model, not a curated record.
GGAUUAAAGAAAAAGAAGAUACAAACGCAUUUUCAAACGUGGAACUUAUUUUAUCAAUGGCUGGAAAAACGGGCUAGAGAGUAAGAAUUUAACUUGUAUAACUAAAUAUAAGAGAUGAACCCAGAGAACACGUUGUUUACUAAGCACUCAUGAAAUGUAACAAAUAGAAAAUCAAUAAAAUAUUAUUAUUAUGCUGCGAUGUUUUCUGUCGAUCAGAAUUCUCAAGCAAACCAUGGCAAUUAUUCCCUGGAACGGAAGCCAAAGUUGGACAUGGAAGAAGCCGAAGGGAACAAUAUUGAACUCGGCGCUGGAGGAAGCUCCGCUCCGCUCGCUCGCAGCACAGAUCGCUGGCCCGGGAGAAGGGAAAGGAGUCGGAAAGCCCCGCCUUUCGAUGCCAUUCCGGCGGGGUGAAUCACCGCCUCCUUCCCGGACGGGCGACGCUCAGCUCCGCGGUUAAGCAGCGGCUUCGCCGGACGAGGAGACGGGGCGCUGCCGAGCCAAGCCAGAGCGGAUGGGUCAGCCUCAGUCCGAAACGCAGGGAAGGAGGCAGGGAAGGGAGGCAGCCGGCUGGCUCCCUCUUCUUCGCCUUCCUUUCGAAGCCGCUGGAGGCGGUAGUCGCAUUGCUGACUUUGAUGUCCUAAAGGAGCCUCCCUUCUUGCAGACCCCAGUAUGGAUUCUGUUGUGGUCACGGGCCCAGAAUCCUUGCCUUUCACCACUAAGACCGAUCUUCCAGUCCCGGUGAAAAAGUUUUAUCAGGGUGAACCUCUGGCCCUGGGGAUCGCACAGAUAUUCAUAGGAAUGAUAGGAAUAAUUUUUGGAAUGUUGAUCGACAUAGUUAACAAACGUGAUAUUUUCUACCUUAUUGUAUGGAUGCCCUAUUGGAGUGGAAUCUUGUACAUCAUCUCCGGAUCCUUAGCUGUGGCAGCUGCUCGAAAUCCCAGGAUGCCUCUGGUGCAAAGCAUGCUGGCAAUGAAUGUGUUAAGUACUGUAGCAGCUGGUUUGGGCCUGGCAUCCCUGUUUGUCACCUUCGCUUUGCCCUACCUAUACAGUUUGAAUUUGUACUGCGGUACUUUUGAAAACGAAAUUAAGGAAAAGUGUAAUCAAAUCGAGAAUUUCGGUAAUGGAAUACCGAUUAUUCUUACUGUGUUUACCGCCCUGGAGUUCUGCAUCACCAUCUCAGUUGCGUCUUUUGGAUGUUGUGGUCAUUUAUCAGAAUGUGUCUCCUGCCAGUGUCCAACAACAUCCACCUCUCGACUGCAAACAGCCAGCACUUCACCCCUGAAUUGCUUUUCUUUCAGAGCAGCUAUUUUGGAGUGCAUUUGCCUCUUGCAUAUUGAAGCCUUAAACUUUUAAAAGGAAUUGCAUGGAAGUUUUAACCAGUGGAACAUAAAGGGUUUUAAUGGACUA